Molecule: messenger RNA, 1798 nt
Organism: Paramecium octaurelia
Lineage: Eukaryota; Ciliophora; Oligohymenophorea; Peniculida; Parameciidae
Source: the annotation of a GenBank genome assembly
AUGGAUUAAUCUGCAGUGGCUCUAAAGGUUGAUAUAAAUUCAAUAAUUGUUAGGCUGAGGUGAAGGAGUAUCAAAUGAGCAAAAUCGAUAACAGUGUCAUCCUAUUCAUCUUGCUGGUGUCCAAGAGGGAUGGAUAGUAAUGGACAUUGGAAAAGAGGUACUCCGAAUUUGACGAUCUGAAUACUAACUUAAAGAAGGUAAGGAUAAUUAUUUAUUCAUUCUAGGUGUUCACGAAUUUGCCUCCGUUGCCAGGAAAAACAUUGUUUAAGUUGAAGGAACAUGUCGAUAUUGAGAAGCGAAGAGUGGGACUGGAUUAUUACAUUAAGGUAAAAAGAUAUGCAUAAGAGUAGGAAUUAUUAAAACGACCAGAUGUCUUCAAUUCUGAGUCGAUGAAACAAUUUUUAUAGUUGGAGAAGCAUGCUUAAGAACAAGUGGUCAACCCACCCAAAAUGUUGGGAGAAAUUACAGGUUUCAUUCACGGAUUAAGGGAUUUCUAUAUAGAGAGAUCAUAGAGUAAAAAAUCAAUUAACAAUUUUCUAGAUGUCAUUUUUGUCUUAUCCUCUGAUAUGAAUGUAGCCAGCAGAGUGGAUGCCUACUUGACCAAUAUGAAAAUGCCUUGGGAAAAAGAAGCCCCUCCAACUCUAUUGGCUGUUGGAUGUUUAGAAUGUUGGGUCAAAACUAAUGACGAGAACGAAUUCAAGUAUGAGAGAAUGUGGAAUAAAACCUAUCCAUCAUAAGCAAUUUGUUUGUAUUGGGAUGCAGUGACGUCAACUCUAAUCGUUGGAUUGGAUGAGGGAAAAUUGAAUUUGCUCAAAGUCCCUCAAGAAAGUCAAUUUAUCAGAUACGAUGAAGUACCUCAUUCAUUUAUCAACCUUAGUAAGCAGAUAUCAAGGCACAUUAGGGUAGAGUGAUGGGUGUAUUUUAUGAUUCCAUAAAUUCACAUAUUCAUUCUGUAUCAGAAGAUAAGAAAUACAAAGUACUUGACUUCUAAAGAUAAAUCACAGUCGCAGAGCUCUAACCAAGUUAACAUCCCUUAACUGGUUUAGCCGCUGAUAAAGACAACAGAAGAAUAUUUGUUUCAGAUAAAGGAGGCUAUGUUCACGUUUUUGAGAUUACCUCUGCAACCAUGGGUCCAUCUUUGGCUGUCUCAGUAGCAUCUUAAACACUCUCCCCUAUAAGAGGCAUCUUUUUCGAUCCUGUCAAGAACUACUUGUUCACAGCUGGUUUCGAUCAAGGAGAAAUUGGUAUCUUUGAAGUUGGUAAAUCUGGAAGAGAAAAAUUUACAAAACAAACCGCAAGUUUGAAAGGCAAAUUGCAAAUGAGAGAAAUCGUAUGGUCACCUUCCAGAGGAGAAUGCCUGGUAGGAAAUAAAGAUGGUACAGUCACUGUCUGGAGUGCAAAAAAGGCUGCACCAAUAUGUACUUUUUAUUUAUAACAUUCUUAGUUGUAAUUAAGGCUCAUAAUACCGAUAUUACCAAACUCUAAUGGUAUGAAGACAAACACAUGUUAGUAACCAGUGGAAAGGAAAAAUCUUUGAAAGUAUUAAGCAUUAUUUAAUUCUUUAGUUUUGGCAAUUACCCAAAGAAUGGAGAGACAAAAAGAUUGAAUAGCAGGAAGAAUAAGAGUAUGACCAAAUGAAGAAAUAAGAAAAUAUCAAAAACUAUCAGGAGACUUCCAAAAAGGUAUUUCUCUCAAUAUUAAAAUCUUAGAAAGAGCUUGAUUCUGAUGAAGACGACCUUAAAGGAUGGCAUAAAAUGUGAAAUGAAUAUCAAAAUAUCGUAAUAUAUAUAGAUAAAUC